Messenger RNA from Arabidopsis thaliana (thale cress), 1290 nucleotides. It is a transcript of the gene EXL6, whose product is annotated as EXORDIUM like 6. Lineage: Eukaryota; Viridiplantae; Streptophyta; Magnoliopsida; Brassicales; Brassicaceae. The transcript has 2 exons. The record is from RefSeq and is marked reviewed. Gene Ontology annotation, cellular component: apoplast; extracellular region. Bases 73 to 1071 code for a protein of 332 amino acids.
CCUCAAAAAAGCCUGAGAAAAUCCCCAUCAAAGGCCAAAAGAACAGAAAAAAGUUUUUUUCACGCGGUGGCAAUGGCAAUGGCGUCUGCUUCUUCCUCCUCCUCCUCCAUAUCCGUCAUCAUUUUCCUCCUCUUGGCGCCUCUCUGCCUUUCACGUGAGCCACCUUCACAAAUCCCAAACGGAACCCUAGAUCUCUCUUUACUAUGGUACGGCCAAUUCACGCCUACUCAAAAGGAGAGGGUUCACGAUUUCAUAGAAUCGCUUAACUUCGACGCCAAGGAAGGUCUUGACCCGAAGGUAUCGGCGUGGUGGAAAGUGGUGGAGAGUUACCAAGAGAGGUUUGAGGUGAAGGAUAUUUACCGACAGAAGAAGAGUAACAGAACCGUAGCUCCGAGGAUUAAGGUGAAGGUUGUCCGGAGUUAUGUGGAUGAGAAGAUGAAGUAUGGAAAGGAAUUGACAAUGGGGAACGGUGAGAAACUUGUUGAGACGGCUAUCGGAAAUAUGUCGAAAGUGGUUCCCGUGGUAUUACUUUCGGCGCAAGUUAGGGCUCAUGGCGUAGGGUUUUGUGACGGAACUUGCCAACAUAACGCCCUAGCCAAAAUUAAAGGUCAAAAAGAACCACGACGGUACAUAAUGGUAAGCAACCCGGAGGUGGAAUGUCCCGGAGAGUGCGCUUGGCCUUUCCACACGGCCGAUAAGGGUCCACGUGGCAUGACCUAUCAACCGGCAAGUGGAGAAGUCGGAGCUGACGCACUGGUUAUUCAGCUAGCCACCGGUUUAGCCGAUUUGGCCACCAAUCCAGAUCUAACCAAGUCCUUAUUCAAAUCUGAGACGACACCGUACAACGAUGACGUAAAGAAAAACCAUGAAUCUUCGUCAAUGUAUAUUGUGGACCCUGCAACCAAGUGCACUCGGGUUUUUGGAUCCGGAGCUUUUCCAGGUUUCACUGGUAGAAUUCGGGUUGACCCGAUUACUGGUGGAGCCUUUAAUUCACACGGAAUCAACCACUUGAAAUUCUUGAUUCCUUCUAUUUGGGACCCUAAGACCAAAUCUUGCUGGACUCCUAUGUAAACCGUUAUUAUUACGACAUGUUACACAGUUUUUACCCUUCAUGAACUUUUAAGGUUGUUUUGUUAUUGGAAAUAUUCAAUAUACUUGGAAAUACUUCAUGAACUUCUAGUUCCAAGUCUUCAUGAACUAGACUUUGAACGAUCCUCGUGUAAAUUAAAUUCUGUGAGAAAGAAAAUCCAUGAUUUAGCAGAUAAUACUACAGUAUUUGACAACAACAAC